Messenger RNA from Malania oleifera, 1809 nucleotides. RefSeq names its product beta-glucuronosyltransferase GlcAT14A. Gene Ontology annotation, cellular component: membrane. The transcript has 4 exons. The record is from RefSeq and is a predicted model, not a curated record. NCBI's taxonomy places the organism in Eukaryota, Viridiplantae, Streptophyta, Magnoliopsida, Santalales, Ximeniaceae. Gene Ontology annotation, molecular function: glucuronosyltransferase activity. Bases 406 to 1626 code for a protein of 406 amino acids.
GCCAACCGGCCAUGGAAUUAGAGAAACGCCCGAGGGUAAUUCCACACCAAACACUUCGCCUGGAAGUAUACUCUCUCUCUCUCUCUCUCUCUCUCUCUCUCUCUCUCUCUCUCUCUCUCUCUCUCUUUUACACAAAAGCCCACCAUACAGCAUGAGAGCAAUUUAGGAAUUCUACUCUUCAGCAUAUUAAUUUAGUGGAAAAAAAUAAAAAUAAAAGCAGCCUCCCACCAACAAUUUUAUGACACGGGACAAGUGGAGGCUUUCAAUUCGAAGAAAGGAACACAAGAUCUAAUCCACACGUUCCCUUAGCUCUUACAUUCCCAUCUCAGAUUAAGAUGCCGUCAGCCUUUACCAUUUCAUUAUAGCCCUGCUCGCUCUCUCUCUCUCUCUCUACGAAAUCACCCAAUGGGUAUCAAACAAUUCAUGAUCUCCUUCAUACUAGCUACCAUUCUCCUUUCAACUCUCUUCGUAUCAUUCCAAUUCGUCGGAUCUAUCGCCGGAUUCCGGCCACUGGUAAAAAAUCACUACGACGACAUCGCAAAAUCCAGCAGCAGGCCUAGGAAGCCGCCGUAUCCCGUUUCAUUUGCAUAUUUGAUCUCUGCCUCCAAAGGCGACGCACAGAAGCUGAAAAGAACGGUGCGCGCGCUGUACCAUCCCGCGAACUACUAUCUCCUCCACAUGGACUACGACGCACCAGCGUGGGAGCACCGGGAGGUGGAACGAUUCGUGUCCGGCGAGGUGGUUUUCAGGGAAAUGGGCAAUGUUUGGGUGGUUGGGAAGCCAAACUUGGUGACCUACAGGGGCCCAACCAUGCUGGCUACAACUCUCCAUGCAAUGGCCAUGCUUCUGAGGAGCUGCCAGUGGGACUGGUUUAUCAACCUCAGUGCCUCUGACUAUCCCUUGGUUACUCAAGAUGAUUUGAUUCACGCAUUUUCUGGGUUGCCCAGAAACCUCAAUUUCAUACAGCACAGCAGUCAUUUGGGGUGGAAACUCAACAAGAGAGGGAAGCCAAUCAUAAUAGACCCAGCGCUUUACAGCCACAACAAAUCAGAGAUCUGGUGGGCUAUAAAACAGAGGAGUCUCCCAACCUCUUUCAAGCUGUAUACAGGUUCAGCCUGGACAAUAUUAUCGAGAUCCUUUGCAGAGUACUCUAUAGUGGGGUGGGACAAUCUGCCAAGGACUCUCCUGCUUUACUACACAAACUUCGUGUCAUCCCCAGAGGGAUACUUCCAGACACUCAUCUGCAAUUCUGAGUACCGUAACAGCACGGUGAACCAUGAUCUCCACUACAUCACUUGGGAUAACCCUCCCAAGCAACACCCUAGGUCUCUCGGCCUCAAGGAUUUCAGAAGAAUGGUUCUCAGCAACCGUCCCUUCGCCAGAAAGUUCAGGAAAAAUGACCCUGUUCUCGACAAGAUCGAUCGUGACCUUCUCAAAAGGCGCCGAGGGAAAUUCACUCGCGGAGGAUGGUGUGAUCGCCAACAUGUAAAGCCGCCGGAGACUUGCUCGAGUUUGCAUGCCGAGAAGAACGUCGUUUUGAGACCCGGAUCAGGAUCCCGAAGGCUGAGAAUUUUGUUUUCUAAAAUCCUCUCCGCAAGAAAUUUCAAUAAACGACAAUGCAGAUGAUUAUUUUUUUAAAUCAGAUUUAAUAAUAUAAGAGUCUGUAUAUCUUCUUUGAUAUAUAUUUUUAUUUUUAUUUUUUUGAAAAAGUGAGGCUAAUUUUUCUAUUAUUUUUUGUAUCAAUGGUAAUAAUUUAAUCAAUAGAUUGGAGACUACGUACACAAAUGAUAUAUUAUAGCUUUUUCUAUU